Molecule: messenger RNA, 1053 nt
Organism: Cryptomeria japonica (Japanese cedar)
Lineage: Eukaryota; Viridiplantae; Streptophyta; Pinopsida; Cupressales; Cupressaceae
Product: monooxygenase 2-like
Exons: 5
Coding region: 1-1053 (350 amino acids)
Source: RefSeq, a predicted model, not a curated record
AUGGCAGAGUGGGAUACAAAGAGAGAGCGUUGGGGCCGACCAGAGGAGAUUGUAGAGAGAUUGGAGAGAGCGAUAGGUGGUGCCUUGAUGUGGGAUGCACUGAGGGAGAUACGGUACAUGGCCAAGGAGGCCGAGUACUACAGGCAGUUAUAUGAGGAUGGAUUAACUACGAUGAUGGAAUCAAGAUGUAUAGAAAGAAUCAAGCUCAUAGAAACACUUGCUAAAGAAUUGCCUAAGGGGACUAUUAGAUUCAGUUCCAAAGUUGUUUUAAUAAAUAAGAAGAACCCAUCUUCUUUAACCUCACUAAAACUUGAAGAUGGACAAUCUAUUACAACAAAGAUAUUAAUAGGUUGCGAUGGAGUUUACUCAUUAGUUGGGAGUUUCAUGGGUAUACCACCAGGAAAGUCUUCAGGACGUAUUGCUAUUCGAGGCAUGGUGACAUAUGCAGAGAGUCACCAGUUGGAAAAAUUCCAUUCACAAGUUUGGGAUAGAGGAUUAAGAGCAGGAUUCAUUCCUUGCACAGACAAACAAGUUUAUUGGUUUUUAACAAGAAGAUCAAAACUUCAAGAUGCAAAUAUCUCUGGUGAUGCUGAAAAGAUUCGACAUGCAACCUUAGACAUGGUCCGUCAUUUUCCAAAGCCCUUUGCAGAAUUGAUAAAAGCAAGUCCAACAGAAUCCAUUAGCUAUGUAGAUAUGAAGGUGAGGUUGGUGUGGCCAUGGAUGAAGCUCCUACCUGGCACAUGUUCUAGUUUGGAGGAUGCAAUAGUGCUUGGAAGGUGUCUUGGAGAAACUAUGAAAAGCAUAAACACAGUACAAUGGGGAGAGGAAGAAGAGAAAAAGAUAGAACAGUGUUUCAACAAAUACUUGCAAGAGAGGAGAUGGAGAGUGUUUACCCUUGUUAAUGCAGCAUUAAUCAUAGGAAUUGUGAAUGAAGGAUCCUCUAAACUCAUUCAUUUUGCCCGUGAUAAGAUUUUAUUUCCCUUGUUCUCUGUGUCAUAUUUAAGGCAUUUUGCAGACUUUGACUGUGGAAAUCUGAAAGCCAAAUACUCCUGA